Molecule: messenger RNA, 2510 nt
Organism: Colletotrichum scovillei
Lineage: Eukaryota; Fungi; Ascomycota; Sordariomycetes; Glomerellales; Glomerellaceae
Product: indoleamine 2,3-dioxygenase
Exons: 1
Coding region: 387-1895 (502 amino acids)
Biological process (GO): 'de novo' NAD+ biosynthetic process from L-tryptophan
Cellular component (GO): cytoplasm
Molecular function (GO): metal ion binding; heme binding; indoleamine 2,3-dioxygenase activity
Source: RefSeq, a predicted model, not a curated record
ACACCCCUUCCGCUGAAAUCACCUACAACUCUUGUUUCUUUUCACGGUCGACGUUGAUUCUUCUUUCUUUUUGGAAACUAACAACAUCUUGGAACUGUUUCUACUCAGCUCUUACAUUACGUUGAAUGCUUGCUGUUCCAAGGAUCUUUCGCACGGCUGAGGAGUAUUCCAGCAAAUUCUGGAUACUCCUUGCGUCAGGACCUUUUUGAACACUGUCUACUACCUCACUGAACCGCCUUCACAACCAACUUCCGAAAUCGCAACCAUCUAUUGGAGCAUUGAUAAUCUCUCGGCACUCCUGAAGUCUCAGCAACUCGAUCGACCACACUCGGAAACUCGUUUCGCUCGCAACAGAGGCAAUACCGAGGUAUAGACAACACUCAAUUAUGCUACCCCCCAUCCCCGAACUCUCCGACUAUGGAAUCUCUGCAACCCAUGGAUUCCUACCGGACGUUCUCCCGUUGACACGGCUGCCGGACCCCUACUAUAACAAGUGGGAGGCCAUUGUCGCCAACUUACAGGCUCUCGUUCUCAGCCGCCGCCUUCGUCCGGUUGUAGACCGCUUGCCUGUUCUCUCCACCAUCGGUCUGGAACACGACGCAGAAUGGCGGAGAGCCUACUCUUUGUUAUCCUUCAUGGCUCAUGCCUACAUCUGGGGUGGCGAUGAGCCUUGCGAUCAACUCCCGCCCUCCGUCACCGUUCCCUUCUUGAAGAUCUCGAAUCAUCUUGAGCUGCCUCCGGUUGCUACCUACGCCGCAUUGUGCCUUUGGAACUUCAAGCCUCUUUUUGUCGACGAGGACAUUGACAAUCUCGAGAACCUGGCCACCCUCAACACCUUCACUGGUUCUCUCGACGAGUCGUGGUUCUACCUCGUCUCUGUCGCUAUCGAGGCCCGUGGCGGUCCCAUCAUCCCCCUCAUGCUGGGUGCCGUGGAAGCUGCUCGCCGAGGAGAUGUCUCGACCGUUACCCGGAGCUUGCGCACCUUUGCCGAGCGGCUGACCGACCUGACCAUCAUCUUGCAGCGCAUGCACGAGAGUUGCGAUCCCAACAUCUUUUACAAUCGCAUCCGCACCUUUCUUGCUGGGAGCAAGAACAUGGCCGAAGCCGGUCUUCCUGACGGCGUCAACUAUGACGAUGGCUCUGGAAAGGAGGACUACCGUCAGUACAGCGGCGGUAGCAAUGCUCAGAGCAGUCUGAUACAAUUCUUCGAUGUCAUCCUUGGUAUUGAUCAUCGCCCAACGGGCGAAAAGCGGGAUCCCUCAACCGAGUCGGAGCGCGAGUCAAGGGCUCCGGUUCCAAAGCACAACUUUAUUAUGGAGAUGCGUCGGUACAUGCCCGGACCCCAUGCUCGCUUCCUCAAGGAUGUCUCUGGCAUUGCCAACAUCCGCGAGUUUGUCGAGAACCACAAGCGCGAACGCGACUUGUGUCUCGCCUAUGAUGCAUGUCUCGCCAUGCUUAGUGCAUUCCGCGACAAGCAUAUAGCCAUCGUCACCCGCUACAUCAUCCUUCCUUCACGCGAGGUGCGUGCUCGCAGCAGGUCGAGAAGUCCUGAGGCGACGCGCUUGCGUGUCAAUCUAGCCACAGCCUCGCGCCAACGUCAGUCGAACGCCCAGGGUAACAACUUGCCGGCUGCCGACGGCAAGAAGAACCUGAAGGGCACAGGAGGUACUGCUCUCAUCCCGUUCUUGAAACAGGCGCGCGAUGAGACUGGUGAGCCGGCGAUCGAAGAGUGGACCCGUCGCUUCAUGCGUAGAACUGUUAAGUCUGAGGGCAGCGGCGAUUUCUUCUUGGGUAAACCAGACCAGUCUAGCCACAGCAGCAUCGAAGCCGGGGUCGGAGGCUUAGCGGGGACGUGGACCAUCGAUGAUGACUUUGGUGGCAUCUGCCAUUACUGAUGCAGACAUCAGUGCUGCUGGAUAAGUAGAUGUAGAUGUAUGCGCUACUGGCGUGAAACCCAACGCGCAACACAUGGCUCGAAGCGUGUCUAGAAUCGUUUGGGAAAUCAGUUCAUAACUGCUAGUUGAACAAAAUUGGCUCCUUCCGUUGAGACUUUGGCUCACGUGCUUGACGGCCUGUUGGCCCAUACGUACAGGAAGGUUGGUCUUAUGUUUACCAUUUGGUUGCUUCGCUGCCAAUGGACCGCUAGCGGAUAAAUAUGGACGUUAGCUUUCCAUCAACAAGACCCUACCUCGAUUGUCAAGUGUUUUGAGGUACAAGGCGAAGCUCGUUACCACUCGGUACGGUUGAGACUUCCUAUACGUUAUGAUGAAUAAAGUAUCCAGAAAAACUAGCAUGACUUCUUCAAGACAGCCGUCAAAUACGCCUGUUGCAUACCAAGCGAAAUAUCUGCGAAAAGUGAACUGGAAUGGCAGUCUGAAUCAGAUAUGGGAUAGUGGAAAGAGCUGGAAAACCCCCGUCGUUCAUCGAAGUCGGGGCAAUGUUGUGUGACUACUUGAUGGAUGUCGGAUUAGCUGUUUUUUGGCCUUGGAUCGUCUAUGAGAAUGGACGGG